Messenger RNA from Mytilus trossulus (common blue mussel), 2315 nucleotides. RefSeq lists its product as uncharacterized. The record is from RefSeq and is a predicted model, not a curated record. Gene Ontology annotation, molecular function: GTP binding; protein binding. Lineage: Eukaryota; Metazoa; Mollusca; Bivalvia; Mytilida; Mytilidae. Bases 1 to 2205 code for a protein of 734 amino acids. The transcript has 6 exons.
AUGGUGGGUUUGAAACGUUUACCAGCAGUUGCAUGGACCCAGUGCUUGAAACCCGAUGUACAGGUUAUUCAAACACAAAUUGAAAAUAUCAAUGAUGAGACAACUGAGGUAACGACGCAAAAUGUAACUACAACUGUUGACGAUGGGGAUACAAGUGGAGAAAUUAGUGUGCAGGUUGUUCAUACAAAACCUGGCGUUUUGAACUCUGAGACAAAUAAGCAACAUCCAGAUUCAUUGAUAACUGAAGGCGUUAAAACCGAUAUCAAUGAAGAACUAGAAACGGGAUCCGACUAUUCUGAGCUUCCAUCAGCACCAGGAGAUCUGAUCGAAAUAGAAUCCUCUUCAAACAGCAUUUCAUUAGCUUGGAAUGCACCUAAACAGAGUUCAAAUAACGUUGAUUAUUAUGAAAUUAAAUACAAAAUAUGCAACAAACGGGGUGUAAAAUGGAUACCAGUAGUUACGGAAACAAGCAGACGAACAGUUACGGUUACAGAUUUGAAAUGUGGCACAGAUUAUGAAUUCAGAAUACGAGCUGUCAACGAAGAUAGUGAUGAAGGUCCCUAUGGCACAACAGCUAAGUUUUCAACCAGAUUGUCAUUAGCCAAAUCUGUACAAAUAGGAGCCACAAAAAUAAAAGAUGGAAAUCCUAGUAUCUAUAAACUUCCUUUGUACCAACUAAAAAAUUCGAUAAACAUGAGAGCAAGAACAAGAAAAUGCAUCUUCGGUAACAAAAAAGGGGUAUGUGCUGAAAAGACUAUUAUGUUAGUUGGUGCUACCGGUUCUGGAAAGAGCACAUUGAUAGAUGGUAUGAUAAACUAUAUUACUGAUGUAUCCUGGGAUGAUGAUUUCAGAUUUUCAUUGGUGGAUUUAACUGAUGAUGAAAAGAAAAAGCAUAAAAACCAGGCUGAAUCUCAAACUGAAUGGAUAACAUGUUACACAAUUCACAAAAUGGACGGAAGUAAAAUUAAUUUUGAUCUCAACAUCAUCGACACACCUGGGUUUGGUGACACUCGUGGUAUAAUUAGAGAUAAGGCGAUUGUCGAUCAAAUCCGCGAGUUUUUUACAACACCAGGAGACCAGGGAGUUGCUUUUCUAGAUGCAAUUUGUUUUGUUACACAGGCACCAAUGGCUAGAUUGACACCUCCCCAGAGAUACAUAUUUGACUCUAUUUUGUCAAUCUUUGGACAAGAUGUAGCUAAUAAUAUAUUUGUGCUGAUUACAUUUGCGGAUGGAAACGAGCCACCAGUACGAGAUGCAUUGAAAGCAGCAAAUGUGCCUUUCCAGAAAUCCUUUAAAUUCAACAAUUCCGCAUUGUUUGCAAACACUGGUAAAGCAGAGGAAGCAAAAUUCGGCAAUCUGUUUUGGAAAAUGGGACAAGAAAGUUUUCUCAUCUUCUUUAAUGAACUUGACAAAGUUGAUCCCAAAAGUCUGCAGUUAACAACAGAAGUGUUGCAACUAAGAAAGAACCUGGAGGUCACUAUUCAAGGCUUACAACCUCAAAUUACGGAGGGGAUAAACAAACUCAAUACGAUUCGACAAGAACAAGAUGUUUUAAAGCGACAUAAAACUGAUAUAGCAGCAAACAGAAACUUUACCUAUGAGGUCGACGAGAUACAUAUGAGGAAGAUUGAUUUGGAACCAGGAACCUACGUUACCAAUUGCUUGACAUGCAAUAGAACUUGCCAUUUUCCAUGCGGCAUACCAGACGAUCACGGAAAACAUGGCUGCUGGGCAAUGUCAGACGGAGAUUGCAGAAUUUGUCCCAAAAGAUGUAACUGGAUUAUACACAAAAACAACUCGUUCCGUUUCGAAACAUAUAAUGUGAAAAUGAAGAAGACUUAUGACGAACUGAAAAAGAAAUAUGAAAUUGCCCAACAAGAAGAAAAAAAACAACGGUCUGUUUUGGGAAAGGUCCGAACUGCGUUCUCAGCUCUCGGUAGAAAUGUUAUGACCAUGGUACAUGAUGUUCGUGGCUACAUUAAUAAAUUAAAUGAAAUUGCACUCCGGCCAAACCCUCUGAGCGAUAUUGAUUACAUUGAUCUGCUUAUAGAGAGUGAGAAGAACGAGAAAAAGCAUGGAUGGGACCAACGACUAAAACUUUUCUAUAAAAUGAGGGAAGAGGCUGAGCUUGUUUCAAAAACAUCAAAAGCAAAUUACAAACCAUGGGGUACAGAUGCCGACAUUAUCAACGAGAUAGAUGAUUAACACAGAUAAACAUUUUCAUAUAGAUACGUUUGCUGUAUUGUAUAUAUUUUUCAAAGUUAUAUAUAGUGUUAUGUAGCUAGAAUGAUUAUAUUCUAUUUUACUAGUAAUAA